Paramecium sonneborni is the source of this 177-nucleotide messenger RNA. The record is from the annotation of a GenBank genome assembly. Lineage: Eukaryota; Ciliophora; Oligohymenophorea; Peniculida; Parameciidae.
AUGUUUAAACAUACUCAAUUAAAUACUUUUAUUUAUUUAUCAAUUAAAAUCUUGCAAAUAUUCAAAAAAUAAUUUAAUUUUUCUUAUGUCAACACCAUUCUUCACAGUGAAAGUAUGAAUAACUAUUUAAAUUUAAAAGGACGUACCUGCAUAAGAUUUCAUUCGUGCUUAUGCUGA